Molecule: messenger RNA, 738 nt
Organism: Cavia porcellus (domestic guinea pig)
Lineage: Eukaryota; Metazoa; Chordata; Mammalia; Rodentia; Caviidae
Product: granzyme H
Exons: 5
Biological process (GO): proteolysis
Cellular component (GO): cytoplasm; intracellular membrane-bounded organelle
Molecular function (GO): serine-type endopeptidase activity
Source: RefSeq, a predicted model, not a curated record
AUGACACCUCUUCUACUCCUGCUGAUCUUUCUGCUCACCCCAUCUUCAGCUUUUCUUUCAGAGGAGAUCAUCGGGGGUCAUGAGGCCAAGCCCCAUUCUCAUCCCUAUAUGGCCUUUGUCCAGUUCCUGGAUGGAGAGGAGAUGAAGAGAUGUGGUGGUAUCCUGGUGCGAAAGAAAUUUGUACUGACAGCUGCACACUUCAAGGGAAGCUCAAUAAGUGUCAUCCUGGUGGCCCACAAUAUCCAGAAGCAAGAGAAGACCCAGCAGGUAAUCUGUGUGAAGAGAGCCAUUCCACACCCAGAAUAUACUCCUGAAACCUUCUCCAAUGACAUCGUGCUGCUGCAACUGGAGAGAAAGGCCAAGCAGAAUAAAACUGUGCAGCCCCUCAGACUGCAUGAGGACAUGAGCCAGGAGAAUUCAAGAGACUCAUGCCUGGUGGCAAGCUGGAGAAAAAUCACCCCAUUGGGUCCCUUAGCAAGCACACUGGAGCUAACAGUACAAGACAAAUGAAAAUGCCAAUCUUCCAUCCAUGCCUACUCUACUCUCACUGAGAUUUGUGUGGGAGACCCAAGGAAAACAAAGACUGGUUUCAAGGAGGACUCUGGGGAUCCCCUUGUCUGUAAGCACAUGAUCCAAGGCAUUUUCUCCUAUGGAAAAAAGGCUGGGAAUCCCCCAGGAGUCUUCAUGAAGGUCUCCCACUUCCUGCCUUGGAUAAACAAGACCAUGGAGCAGUUCUAA